This is a messenger RNA of Chaetura pelagica (chimney swift), 2859 nucleotides long. RefSeq names its product chromosome unknown open reading frame, human CXorf22. The record is from RefSeq and is a predicted model, not a curated record. The transcript is spliced from 17 exons. NCBI's taxonomy places the organism in Eukaryota, Metazoa, Chordata, Aves, Apodiformes, Apodidae.
AUGGCGUCGCUGGAAAGCGAGUUGCAGAAGAAAAGACCUCAGGUGAACACGGCGGACCAUGCUGGAGAGUUUAAAUUGAUUGUGGAAAAUCCAAAAAAACCUGUUGCAUCUGGACUUCAAUUUACAGCUUUUGUGGAGUAUUAUCCUGAAAGUGAAGAAGAUCUUAAAGACAGACUACUUCUUUUAGUAGACGAUGACAUUUUUCAUAUCCCCAUUCUUGGACUAGUUCCAUGCUGUUACCUGGAAAUUGACUCAGAAAUUAAUUUUGAUGCAGUGAUUGCAAACAGUAAAAUAAUUAGUAAAGAGAUUAGUAUUGCUAACCUUGGAUCAUCUCCAGGUACAUUUAAAAUAUCAUAUGAUGGGGAUGUCCUGCUUAACAUUGAACCUACAAGUGGAGUGGUAGAGCCAGAGUCUAGAAAGACCAUUAAAGUAGAUAUCUGCACAGAUGUACCCAGAGUCAUCAAAGAAGUGAUAGAAGUGGAGUUGGAAGGUCAUGGCUGCACUGAAGUAUGGAUCAAAGGUGUUGUGGUUAAACAAGUUCUCAAAGUUCUGGGAGUGUCUUCUGGAAAUAUAGUGGAAUGCAUUAACUUCGGACCAGUUUACUUCGGGUCUUCAAAGACUGAACAAGUAUCUUUAUACAAUGAAAGUCCUCAGUGUAUCGAUUGGGUAGCAGUACUUGAAGACAAUGCCAUUGGAGGAGAGAUGGGAACAGAUCUUCAGAGGAGUGCAGAUGCUGUUUUACAAGACUUAAGCCUCAAAAACAAAACAGGAGAUGUAGAUGUUUGCACCUUGAUCUUUUGCAUCCCUAAUCAAGGAACCUUGCUACCUUAUGAGAAAUCUUUGGUUACAUUGUGCUUUAGUCCGAAGUGAGAAUUGCUUGGCAUGAUACUACAAAAAGCAAAGUCUGAAGUGAUUAUGUGGAAGAUGUUUUAUAAUACGUUAAGGAUAUAUUUGAACCAAAAAUUGGUUAAACUUGUUUUAGAUUGUGACUCUUACAGAAAAUUUGAAACGGACUUCGAAGUGAAUGACUCAUCACUGAAGCAAGACUAUGUACUGUUUCUGAGAUUUGAAACCGUUGGGUGUAAAGAUGAUUAUCUGCAGGCCCUCAGUGAUGGUGAUGCCACAGCAAUCACAAAGAAUCAUCAUCACACAGAGUUAGCUUUGACAGGUUCUGGGCUUCCUGUCCUGCUAACUUUUAAUCCAGGACCAGUUAUUAAGUUUAUGGACUGUUUCAUGGGUGAACAAACACAAGUUCUAUGCACACUCAAAAAUGAAUCUGAGUUUCUUCCAGUAACAUUCAGCUUCCAGAAGACUGCUCAUUUUAAUAUUUCUCCUGAAAAAGGAAAAAUUAAAAAAAAAUCUGCAAAGGAUGUGAUAUUUUCAUUUUCUCCACAUCAGAUAGGAAUAAUGAAAGUGAAGCAAGUUGUCGAUAUCAUGGAUACAGGAAUAGAGAAAAAUAAUUCACAGGUUUCAAAACUGAAAUCUUUUCAGCAAGUGUAUUUGAACUUUAUUGGUGUGUGCAAAUCUAAACGAAAAAACAUUCUAUUCAAAAUUAAUCCUGGUAUAACACCAAUGAUUUCCAAUGCAACUGGACAGUUUGUAGCUGAUAGCACAGGACAGAGCUCUGAUAAAGCACCUGUGGCAUUACUUCAAUCAGCCCAAACACAAAUUCACACUCACCGGAUAAACAGGAAUUGUAAGGAUGAUGCACUUAUAGCUUUUCCUAAUGACCGUGCAGCCAGCAUUAGGCCUAGUGAAUGGAAUAAAAAGUACAGGACUAUUUUCACAAAGACUGGGAGAUAUAACUAUAUAGAUCCAGAGUUUUGUUAUACUGACUGUGAACGACUUUCUAAAGAAGCACAUGAGGAAUACUACGCAGACUUCAUUUCUAGUUUAAGACAGCGUCGUUUACAGAAAGAAGGUGUUAGGCAGUUUUAUAUUUAUAAUAAUUCUGUGAGCAUAGGCCUUAAACCAGCUGAAGGGCUUAUGUCACCAAAGCUCUCAAUCACAAAUCUUGAAAAGGAGAAGCUACAAUUAAAAAUGCUUCCUAGAGAUAAGAAUUGCCUAUUAACAAGUGAAAAACUGUCAGGAGCUGGUUAUAAAUCUUCAAUCAAAGGAAUUUGGAGUAGACUCAGUGCUAUGCCAUCUUCUACCCAAGAGAAGAAAGAUUGUAGUCUAACUUUGACACCCAAACAGCUUCAUCAAAUACUAAUUGGUCCUUCUACUAUAGAUUUUGGUGAUGUUUGUGUACGUUCUCCAACAACCAGAAAACUGCACAUCAUCAAUAACUUGUUAGUUAAUAUAUGGAUACAAAUUGAGAUUGAAAUUGAUGAAUUGCAGCAGACAGGUCCGUUAUCUCAGGUGGUGCCUCCUCUUACAAAGACAGAUAUUCCAAUUGUAUUUGAGACAAACAGUCUUGGAAUGUUUAAAAGGUCUUUCAAUUACACAAUAAACAACCAACACGCUGGGCAUGUGCUGGCAGUUGCAAAAGCAGUAUCUGUUGAACUGGAGCUGUCUGCAAGGGAACUCGUCUUAAAUCCUAUUCCUGGUUACCUAGCAGAGACAGAAUUUAGAACAACUGUCACAGUGUACAAUCAUAGAAAUGGUCCUGCUGAGUUUACCUGGAACCCUGUAAUUACAGAUGGAGGAACUGCAUUUUCUAUACAGCCAGCCAGAGGCUUUCUGGAGGCCUACAGAGAUUUGGAGUGUGAAGUUGUUUGGCACCCACGGUUCAGCUCUCCAAAGGCAGCAGAAUUCAACUUAUGUGUGCGUAAAGGAAACACAAUUAAGUUGAAAUGUUUUGCAAAGGUAACAAUUCAUACAGCAGAUUUAGAGAAGCAAAAUGUGUGGUUAUUUUAA